Messenger RNA from Hydractinia symbiolongicarpus, 1161 nucleotides. Its product is annotated as probable inactive protein kinase DDB_G0270444. The transcript is spliced from 2 exons. The coding region runs from base 1 to 1020 and encodes 339 amino acids. NCBI's taxonomy places the organism in Eukaryota, Metazoa, Cnidaria, Hydrozoa, Anthoathecata, Hydractiniidae. The record is from RefSeq and is a predicted model, not a curated record.
AUGUCCAAGCUGGCAAGUAGAGUUGAGAGAUCAUACGCCAUUUAUCAUCCUACGGUACAAAACACGAUCGAAAAGUUAAAGAUACACCUUGGUCAUAUCGAUGAAGCAAACGAAGAAGCAAACGAAGAAGUAGACGAAAAAGUAGAAAAAGAAGUAGACGAAGAAGUGGACGAAGAAGUGGACGAAGAAGUGGACGAAGAAGUAGACGAAGAAGUGGACGAAGACGUAGACGAAGAAGUAGACGAAGACGUAGACGAAGAAGUGGACGAAGAAGUGGACGAAGAAGUGGACGAAGAAGUAGACGAAGAAGUAGACGAAGAAGUGGACGAAGAAGUGGACAAAGAAGUAGACGAAGAAGUGGACGAAGACGUAGACGAAGAAGUAGACGAAGACGUAGACGAAGAAGUGGACGAAGAAGUGGACGAAGAAGUGGACGAAGAAGUAGACGAAGAAGUGGACGAAGACGUAGACGAAGAAGUAGACGAAGAAGUAGACGAAAAAGUAGAAAAAGAAGUAGACGAAGAAGUGGACGAAGAAGUGGACGAAGAAGUGGACGAAGAAGUGGACGAAGAAGUGGACGAAGAAGUAGACGAAGAAGUGGACGAAGAAGUGGACGAAGAAGUGGACGAAGAAGUAGACGAAAAAGUAGAAAAAGAAGUAGACGAAGAAGUGGACGAAGAAGUGGACGAAGAAGUGGACGAAGAAGUGGACGAAGAAGUAGACGAAGAAGUGGACGAAGACGUAGACGAAGAAGUGGACGAAGAAGUGGACGAAGAAGUAGACGAAGAAGUGGACGAAGACGUAGACGAAGAAGUAGACGAAGAAGUGGACGAAGAAGUAGACGAAGAAGUGGACGAAGACGUAGACGAAGAAGUAGACGAAGAAGUGGACGAAGAAGUGGACGAAGAAGUAGACGAAGAAGUGGACGAAGACGUAGACGAAGAAGUGGACGAAGAAGUGGACGAAGAAGUAGACGAAGAAGUGGACGAAGACGUAGACGAAGAAGUAGACGAAAAAUAAGUAGACAAAGAGAGAACAGAGACGUGGACGAAGAAGUAGACGAAAAGGUAGAAAAAGAAGUAGAAAAAGAAGUAGACAAAGAAGUGGACGCAGAAGUAGACGAAGAAGUAGACGAAGAAGCAGAAGCAGACGUGAGCACAA